UAUGCUUGGCGUCGUCGGAUUCUUCAUUUAUGCUAAAGAGAAUUCCCGUCUAUUCGAUUCGGUGAAUCCACGUUACGCACAGCAAUUGCUUGAAAUCGAGAUGUUCACAUUCUGCUCAUUGGAUAUUGUAGAUGAGAAAUCAACAAAAGCAUCGGAAAUGUUUUUGGGACAACUUUAUAAUGAUCAAAAGUGGAGGUCAUUCGGCUACAUUACCAACACAGGAGUCCGUAUGAUUCUGGUUCUUGACGCAACUUCAGCAGCUUCAUUAAAAGAUCAGGAGAUUCGAUUGAUAUUCAAACGAUUCCAUGGACAUUAUUGUAAUACUAUCUCAAAUCCAUUUUAUGAAAUCGGAACCCCAAUGCAAUCAAAAUGGCUUGACGAAGGAAUCAAUGAUCUAUAUUCGAUUAGUGAAUAAUAAUGAAACGGAUUUUGUAAAUAAAAUAAUUUUUGU
Messenger RNA from Caenorhabditis elegans, 451 nucleotides. It is a transcript of the gene T10F2.5, whose product is annotated as Trafficking protein particle complex subunit 2-like protein. The record is from RefSeq and is marked reviewed. Gene Ontology annotation, cellular component: perinuclear region of cytoplasm; cytoplasm; cytosol. Bases 2 to 415 code for a protein of 137 amino acids. NCBI's taxonomy places the organism in Eukaryota, Metazoa, Nematoda, Chromadorea, Rhabditida, Rhabditidae. Gene Ontology annotation, biological process: endoplasmic reticulum to Golgi vesicle-mediated transport. The transcript has 3 exons.